Vitis riparia (riverbank grape) is the source of this 2313-nucleotide messenger RNA. RefSeq lists its product as uncharacterized. Gene Ontology annotation, molecular function: protein binding. The coding region runs from base 13 to 2196 and encodes 727 amino acids. The transcript has 7 exons. NCBI's taxonomy places the organism in Eukaryota, Viridiplantae, Streptophyta, Magnoliopsida, Vitales, Vitaceae. The record is from RefSeq and is a predicted model, not a curated record.
AGAAGAGGAAGAAUGGCAUUUGUCGUAGACACAGAACAAGGGGCCACUGGACCAAGCUUGAUUUCAUAUGCCAUGCAAGGGAAAUGGGAAAAAGUUGUAGAUAUAUGCAAGGAAGAUCCGUGGGCUCAUGAUGAGAAGACCACUACAUCAGGGGACACGGCAUUGCAUAUAGCAGUAUCAGAUGGCAGAGAAGAUGUAGUGGUAAAACUAGUCCAACUGAUGGCCCAUCGCAACGUGUAUCUGGUUAAUAUAAAAAAUGAUCGAGGGAACACCCCUCUCCAUUUGGCGGCGUCAGUAGGCAACGUUCGCAUGUGCAAGUGCAUAGCUGCUGAGUAUCCAGAACUGGUGGGUGUUCGCAACAAUGAAAAUGAGACCCCUCUCUUCUUAACAGCUCUCCAUGGUAUGAAAGACGCUUUCCUUUGCCUCUCUAACAUUUGUAGCAGUACAGCUAACAACAAAGUGUAUGAGUACCUUCGGAGGAGUGAUGGAGAAAAUAGUCUUCACUGUGCCAUCACCGGAGAAUACUUCGAUUUGGCAUUUACAAUUAUUCAUGAGUAUCCUGACCUCGUCAAUUAUGUCAAUGAGAGAGGAAUCUCCCCUCUCCACCUCCUUGCUUCUAAGGCUACUUUAUUCAGAAGCGGAACUCGACUGAAUUGGUUCGAUGAAAUCAUUUAUCUUUGUGUGCCUGUCAAAAAGCUCCUUCCACAGAAAUAUGAAGCUGACGAGAACCCUAACCAUACAGAGAAUUUCUAUAUAUUAACCAACUUAUGGAACAUGAUCAAAGCAUCAGGUAAACAAUCAAGCCAUAACGCUCGAAGACAAGAGCGGCCUCAUCCAAAUUAUUAUGGCAUUUGCUAUGAGAACUUCAUCAAGCUUGUAGCUAAAGCAUGGACAUUGCCGGCUGUUAUAGUUGGAUCAAGACAUAUAAAUAAGAUAAAAGAGAAGAAAGAAAAGCACACAUGGUCUGUUCAAAUCAUGGAUGAAAUGCUUAAAUAUGUUGAACCUUUCGAAUAUGAUAGUGGAAGUAUUCCCCAGCUCUCACAACCGAGAUCUGGAGAAACAGUACCUUAUGAUCAAAUUGACCCAACAUCACAUUGGAUGGUACCAGGAAAACGUUAUAAGAAAGUUUUUGAUCAGGAAACAUCACUCUUGGCAUAUUAUGGAGAAGCAAACCCUGAUGAUAGUGAGUCUGAGGAAGAGCCAAGGCCGAAGGCUUCUGCACAUCAUUCUUCAGAAAUUAAACAGAAGGAAGAAGCAUUGAAGAGAACUUGGGGGAUGGGAAAAAGGAAGUCACCAGUAUUAAUUGCAGCAGAGAAUGGCAUCAUAGAAAUGGUGGAGAAGAUCCUCAAACUAUUUCCAGCAGCCAUUCGCCAUGUAGAUUCAGACCAGAAGAAUAUAGUGCUGUUGGCAGUGAAGAAUAGACAAAUCAGUGUUUAUGAGCUAUUACUCAAUCGGAAACCUCUGGAAGAAAGUGCAUUUCGUAUGGUUGAUAGUGAGGGGAACAGUGCAUUACAUCUUGCAGCAACUUUAGGAGAUUAUAGGCCAUAUCCCUUUGCAGCUUUGCAAAUGCAAUGGGAGAUCAAAUGGUAUAAGUACGUAAAGAAUUCCGUACCAAGACAUUUCUUCAUUCGCUACAACAACAAGAACCAGGUCCCAAAGGAGAUCUUCACAGAAUCACACAAAGAACUUGUAAGAGAAGGCGGCAAAUGGCUAAACAACACUUCAAAUUCAUGUUCAGUAGUAGCAACACUUGUUACAACCGUAGCCUUUGCCACAACAGCCACUAUACCAGGAGGCUUCAAGGAAAAUAGCAGCGAACCUACCCUUCAACAUCAUCCGGGAUUUCUGGUCUAUGCAAUUUCAUCCCUCAUUGCUCUAUCCUUUUCAGUCACCUCUGUGGUCACUUUUCUGGCAAUUCUAACAUCUAGAUACCAAGUGAAAGAUUUUGGUAGAGGGUUGCCACGAAAGCUAUUGCUAGGUUUAACAUCUCUCUUUAUAUCCAUAGGAGCUAUGUUGGUUUGCUUCUGUGCAGGGCACUUUUUCCUACUAAAAAAUGUACUGAAACAAACUGCAUUCCCCGUGUAUGCAGUGGCGUGCCUCCCAGUAACAUUUUUUGCGGUGGCACAGUUUCCCUUCUACUUUGAUCUCAUAUGGGCCAUCUUUAAGAAAGUGCCACAGCGUACUAUCUAUGGUUAGUGAUUAAAAUGUAAAUAAUUGCAGUUGUUUUUCUCCCCUCCUUUUGGGGCUUGUGUUAAUUGGUUAUCUUGCUUAUAAACUCUCUAGCCUUGAUCUCAUGCCUUUGUCUUGUUAGUA